Sporisorium graminicola is the source of this 2253-nucleotide messenger RNA. RefSeq lists its product as uncharacterized. Gene Ontology annotation, molecular function: dynein heavy chain binding; dynein light chain binding. The coding region runs from base 1 to 2253 and encodes 750 amino acids. Gene Ontology annotation, biological process: transport along microtubule. The transcript has a single exon. NCBI's taxonomy places the organism in Eukaryota, Fungi, Basidiomycota, Ustilaginomycetes, Ustilaginales, Ustilaginaceae. Gene Ontology annotation, cellular component: cytoplasmic dynein complex. The record is from RefSeq and is a predicted model, not a curated record.
AUGUCGUCUUCCUCCUCUUCAGCCUCCGAGGCCCGUCGUAAGGCCGAGAUCGAGGCCAAGAAAGCCAAGCUCCAAGAAAUCCGUCGCCAACGUGAAGAGCGUGCUCAAAGGCUCAAAUCUACCUCAGCUGCACUUCCGGAGUCCUCCACAACCGCUUCAAGCAGGAAGGAUCUCGAUGAUCUCGUCAACUCGCUCAUUUCGGGCCAGGGAGCAACACGCAGUGGACGUGCUUCCGUCAUUGGCGACCCGUCUUCCCCACGUAAGAGCAUGCUUGCUGGAAAUAGAGCUGUCAGCGGCAUGGAUCCUCCAUCGUCCGAUUUCGGCGGCAGCGAUUUCGAGAUGCCUCCUUCGACGCCUGGUGCGCCGGGUACCGCCGCAACUACCACUACAACUGCAGUGGGAGAUUUCGGCAGCAGCGUACGUUCAGCACCGGUGGAGUUCAUUGAUGUCGAAACCGAGCUGUUCGAGCUACCUCAGAAGCAGCGCGUGUACUACACAAAGGAGGUCCAAACAGCCGUGGUCGGUGAUUCAGACGACGAAUACGAUCCUACCAACAGCAAUGGCCGAAACUUUGGCGGCUCCGGUCCUUCCGGAGGCGUUGGCGCCGAAGCACGUAUCAAAGAGACCGAAGAAUCGCUGCGAGCCAAGAUCCUCGCCGAACACCAAGCCGAUCUCGCCGCUCGACGGGAGGAAGAACGUCUAGAGCACGAAAUCGCCCAACAGCUGCGCGAGCUUACCGAGGACGAGCGGCUCGCCAUCUACUCUGCUCAGGACUUCAGCGACUUUGUCGAACACUCUAGCAAGAUUGUCGAGCGUGCGUUGACGGACACGUACGACUACAUGCGCGACUACCGCAUCUCGGCCGACGACUCGCUCGAUGCACUCAACAGUGGAUCCCAACUACGCAUCGCCCGCAGGUUCGGUGCGGGCGACAAGACGUUUGCGAAUCGCAGCAUCACCGCGAUGGACUGGAGCACCAAGUAUCCCGAGCUGUGCGUCGUCGCGUACAACCGCAACGAUCAGGACGAGGAUGCUCCGGAUGGGCUAGUGGCUGUGUGGAAUAUGCACCUGGGCGAUCGGCCCGAGUUUGUGUUCCACGCGCAGACCGACGUGCUCAGCGUGUGCUUCUCGCCCUUCCACCCGAAUUUGGUGGUGGGUGGAACUUACAGCGGGCAGAUUUUGAUCUGGGACACCCGCGCGCGGAGCUUGCCUGUGCUGAAAACUCCGCUGUCGGCAGCAGGACACACGCACCCCGUUUACGGGCUCAAGAUCAUCGGCAGCGCCAAUGCGCACAACUUGGUCUCGGCGAGCACGGAUGGGACUAUCUGCUGGUGGAUGCUCGACAUGCUCGCCCGACCGCAAGAGACGUUGGAGCUGGUCAACACCUUGCAUCCCAAGACCGACGAGGUGGCGGUGACGUCGUUGGGGCUGGUGGAUCAGGAGACGACGUCUUUCUUGGUUGGCUCGGAGGACGGGCACGUGUAUGCGGGCAAUCGAUACGAUCGCGCCGGGUUGAAGGCCGGGUUGAACAUGAACGAGGUGUACCGUGGACAUGUGGCGCCGAUUACAGGGAUCCAUUUUCAUCCGUUGAAUGGAGGCGCGGUGGUGGACUUUUCGGACCUGUUCUUGACGUCGAGCAUGGACUGGACGUCCAGACUGUGGCGACUCAGGCCUGCUUCUUCCACGGCCACGUCGUCAUCAGCGGGGGGGAUCACUCCGAGCAGCUCUCUCACAUCCGGCUUGAGUGCGGCCCGAACCAGCGCUGCCGCCGCAUCCUCAACCAGUGCCGGUGCAGCGGGUCUGGGCUCCAUCCUCAGCUUCGAAGAGUCAAACGACUACAUCUACGACGUCGCCUGGUCGCCCUCGCACCCCGCCGUCUUCGCCCAAGUCGACGGCACAGGCCGUUUGGACGUCUUCAAUCUCAACCUCGACACGGAGCGGCCCGUGACUUCGAUCACACCCUCCUCCCCCUCCGCCACCGCUGCCUCCUCCUCUGGCGCUGCGACGAACGGCGAGGGGACGGUGGACGCUGCGGCGACGGCGGCGGGGCGGGCGCUGAACAAGGUCGCCUGGGCCCGCAACGGGAGGAAGCUGGCCGUGGGCGGCUCGGAGGGCGUGGCGUACGUGUAUGAGGUGAACGAAGGGCUGGCGGGGGCGGGGGAGGACGAGUUCAAGUUGUUUCAGAGUGUUGUGGCCAGGUUGCUGUCUACGGCGGGUGCUGCCGCGGGAGGUGCGGGUGGGGUCCGAGUCUAG